CGGGAGGCCUAUCUUCGGAACUGCAUCCGUUCUGCACGAGCUGCCACUCUCCUUAACUCUUUAACUGCGGAGCUCGACACACACCGGCUCAGGCCGCGGCCCAACGAUGGAGUUUCCGAGGGAAACGACAGAAUCCACUGCGAGGAGUUGGGGACGGGACCAGUGAAUGGGGCUGUGUAGUUCAGUAAGUUGACUUGUUUCCUGUUUUGGCCGCCGGAGAACCGGGGCUGCUCGAGUCCGUGUGUCACAUCUGGAGGAGGAGGGCCGCGUGGACCCGAAGAUGCAGACGUUCCUCCGCGGCCGGCGCGUGGGCUUCUGGCUAAGCGAGAAGAAGAUGAAGAAGCUCAAUUUUCUGGCCUUCGCCGACAUGUGCAGGAGGAAGGGCAUCGAGCUGAUCCAGCUGGACCUGUGUCAGCCUCUCGAGACCCAGGGGCCGCUGGACGUCAUCAUCCACAAACUCACCGACCUCAUCCUGGAGGCGGAACAGAACCAGGGCCAGGCGCUGCUGCUGCUGCAGAGAGUCCAGGACUACAUAGACGCCCAUCCUGAGACCAUCGUGUUGGACCCUCUGCCGGCCAUCAGAACUCUUCUGGACCGCUGCAAGUCUUACCAGCUGGUCCACCACAUAGAGGAGCACAUGAAAGGUAGGCACACACACACACAC
Molecule: messenger RNA, 664 nt
Organism: Clupea harengus (Atlantic herring)
Lineage: Eukaryota; Metazoa; Chordata; Actinopteri; Clupeiformes; Clupeidae
Gene: itpk1b
Product: inositol-tetrakisphosphate 1-kinase b
Exons: 5
Biological process (GO): inositol trisphosphate metabolic process
Cellular component (GO): cytoplasm
Molecular function (GO): inositol-3,4,5,6-tetrakisphosphate 1-kinase activity; ATP binding; inositol-1,3,4-trisphosphate 5-kinase activity
Source: RefSeq, a predicted model, not a curated record